AUGGGGUACCAGAAGCAGCCUUUGAAUUUCAGAGGUACACGACAGUUAAGUCGCACUACAAAUUCAUGUCAAGAACUUGGGUCCCGCGUGACAACUUGGAAUGACAACGCUACCUUCAGAUUCAGGUAUUUGGAGUGGCGGGCCGCCUUUCCAAGCUCAGCCUGUGAACUAGUGGCCCAGCACAGAAGCCGCCGGAAUGCAUGGCAGUCAUGGCUGCCAAACCGGAAGCGCACCGAGGGUGGGGGUGGGGGUGGGGUCUUCGUGCCACACCGGAAGGCGUUCUCACGCAGUGGCUGUCGGGAGAGGCCUAGGCUGCUGUCCCUUCGCGUGCUGUGGCGUGCGCAGAGUUGCGAGCUGCGAGGGUCGGUCCUGCGUGGGAAGCUCUGGAGAGAUGAACUGGGUUGGUGGCUCCCGCUGUUCUUCAGUAGCUGCCAGAAACCUGAAGAUGUAUGCUCUGAUGCCAGUGUCAGCAAGACCAAGAGCAAGACCAGGGUUCUGAUAAAGCAAGAAAGAAGAAAACAGAAGGAAUACUUUGAAAGGAACAAGUUAAAAUCAAAGAUGAAAUUACUAGGAGUUUUUUCACCUGUCAAGAACCCCACUGUCAGUUUAGACCUUCUUAAUCUGUAUAUGGUAAAUCAGAUAUCUUCGAAGAAGGAAACACCAGAGAGCAUGAAAAGACCAACUCAUGUGAAUAUGAAUAGAGAUUUGAAAAUCCCACUACGAAAGCAUGAUUUAGAACUUCCAAUGACACCUCAUUGUGUACCUUCUAAGCUGUGCAUCGAUGAUAUGGAAAAUAAUGUACCGUAUCAAAGAUUAUGUAGCAAGGAAGAAACUGGCCCAGUUCAAUCAUCACAAGAUAUGAACUCACACAGAAUGUUCCACAAAGCAGAAAACUACAGUUAUCCUCCACCGUCUUUUCCAGCAGAAUUACCCUCUAACAGACAUAUUCUAAACCAAAAUUCCACCUCAAGGAUAGCUCCAAGUCCUUGGAAAUCUGCAUAUGAAGCAAACCACAGUGAGCAGUUCAAUAAUGGGAAAUUUUCUGAUUCCGUAUUUUCCCAAUUCAAUAAACAUCAGAAUGUUUUCAGUUCAUCUCAGAAAACAGAAGAGUUUGGAGCCUCAUAUGAGAGAAUACACAGUCUAGAAACUGGUGAUUUCCUUACUAAACGAUCUGUGGCUAUGGGUGAAGAUCCUAGAAGCCUGUAUGAAAGAAGACAGCCAGACUUUGCUAUGGAAAAAACAUCAGUGCAACACGUUUGGGGAAAUCAAGGGAAAGAAUUUUCUAAUUGUCUUGAAGAUGUGAUCCACUCAACUCAGAGACAUCUGCCGGACAAUCCCAACUCUUUCGUUAGUCACAGCAUGAUCGAUUUACUAAGCAGAGACCAGCCAGGAAGAAGGGCAGCCUUUUACAAGUGUGGUUAUGGCAGCAUGAGUGAUCCCCAUGUAGCUUCUGCUGAUGAAAGCGAUUCCACUGGUGGGUUCAUUAAAGGGAAUUUUACAGUUCCACAAGCAGCUUUUCAUUAUCUGCCUUUUAACACAAAUUACAUAGAAACAUGUCAGUCAAACAAGCCUUACAGGAAGGAGUACAAGAAUAAUGAAAUAAAUGAAUUUAGAAGAACUUCUGAGAAAGGUUGUUACCCAACCAGCAGUGCAAGAAAAGGUUGGUGUUGCACAUUCAGUUUUUCUUUAUAUAAAUAUCUGGAGUCUUCGCAGAGCAGCCAGUCGGCCAGCUACUCUCCGCGGCCAACAGACAGUACCUUCAGCUCCAGUUCUGACUUGAUAUCCGAAGAUGAAGAUCAGAUUCAGAAGCAGAUUGAAGAUUCAAAUAAGAAAGCUACAGAAACAACUCAUAAUUGCCUAGAAAAGAUGGAAGAUCAGUUAGGUGACAUAACUGUGAAAGACAGUGCCAAAACUCAUAUACAGAAUGAUAAUUUUCACCAAUCCUCAGAGAAAAAUAGUGCUGAUACAUUCCCAGAGUCCCAGUGCAGCUCAGAGCACACAUCACAAAAGAAACUCAAUGGUAGCUGUGCACUUCAGGCAGGGCGAUGUGACUCAGGGGUCCAGACAGAGAGAGAGCCCGUUGUGGCCGCAACAGCAGAUGUUGCCAUACAGUGUACCAUCAUCAUUUCACAGUGUUCCUGUAAAGGUGGUCCCAGUGGUCACCUAAAAGAGGCAUCCUCCAUUCAAGAGGCUGGCAGCUACAGGGAAGACAUGACAGCAGACACCACUGGAGGGCAGGAAACACAAACAACUCACUGUAAAAUCUCAGACUAG
This is a messenger RNA of Acomys russatus (golden spiny mouse), 2274 nucleotides long. RefSeq names its product chromosome 17 C12orf40 homolog (gene Redic1). The record is from RefSeq and is a predicted model, not a curated record. Lineage: Eukaryota; Metazoa; Chordata; Mammalia; Rodentia; Muridae. The transcript has 12 exons. Bases 1 to 2274 code for a protein of 757 amino acids.